This is a messenger RNA of Drosophila eugracilis, 895 nucleotides long. Its product is annotated as elongation of very long chain fatty acids protein F. Gene Ontology annotation, cellular component: endoplasmic reticulum membrane. The coding region runs from base 74 to 862 and encodes 262 amino acids. The record is from RefSeq and is a predicted model, not a curated record. NCBI's taxonomy places the organism in Eukaryota, Metazoa, Arthropoda, Insecta, Diptera, Drosophilidae. Gene Ontology annotation, molecular function: fatty acid elongase activity. Gene Ontology annotation, biological process: fatty acid elongation, saturated fatty acid; very long-chain fatty acid biosynthetic process; fatty acid elongation, monounsaturated fatty acid. The transcript is spliced from 3 exons.
UGUGGCAAGUGCAUUCGUAUAAAAAGGUGGCGAAUGGCAUACGUGCUCCUCAGUAGUAAUCCACUGAGUCACCAUGAACUCCACACUAUUCGAUAUGUUCCAGGGAUUGCCGGCGGAUCCGGUGAAGCUGCCUUUGUUUGGCAGUCCCAUACCAUCGAUUUUGAUUAUUUUGGGUUAUCUGCUGCUGGUUUUCAAGGUGGGACCCGAUUUUAUGGAGGCCCGAAAGCCCUACAAUGUUCGCAGUGCCAUGUUGAUCUAUAACUUCUGUCAGAUCAUAAUGAAUUCUGUUUUUUUUAUAAUGGGAACUCAUUAUCUUUUCGUGAAAAAGACUUAUAAUUUUCGCUGCAUGGCUAUGCUGCCGUCGGAUCAUGAGGACAAAAAUGCAGAUCGAUUGUUCACCUACUUCUACUUCCUCAACAAGGUGACCGACCUUCUGGACACCCUAUUUUUUGUGCUGCGAAAGAGCUCCAAGCAGAUCACCGUACUCCAUGUUUACCAUCAUGCACUGAUGGUCUUGGGAACGUCAAGUACCUACUACUUUUACGGACCCGGAGGACAAUAUAACCUGAUGGGUUACCUCAACUCGUUCGUGCACGCGGUCAUGUACUCUUACUACUUCAUAUCUGCUUGGUAUCCACAAAUCAAAAACAAGUUGUGGUGGAAAGAGUACAUCACCAAGCUGCAGUUUCUCCAGUUUGUGAUCCUUUUUGCCCAGGCUAUCCUAACAAUGUGGUUGAAUCCAGGAUGCUCAUUCCCCCGUGCCCUGCAGUACGUCCAGAUAGCAGUUUCCACUUCCAUGAUGGUCAUGUUUGGCAACUUUUACUAUCAAACAUACGUGAAAGCCAAGAGCAAACAGCAAUGAGUAAUAAAAGUACAUUGUGGUUCUCCUUUGAGU